AUGAGUCUCACCAAUCCCUCGUCGGCGGCGUCGGGCUCCGCAUCCGUUUCCGCCCGGAACCAGACUUUGAAAAGGAGCGUACAUGCCGCUUUUGAAGAUCCCCAUGACCGUGGUGGAAAUAUGGGCUACCAGUCCAAAGUUAGGGUCAUUGAUAGAUACAAGGUAAUCGGCUUCAUCAGUAGUGGAACCUACGGGCGAGUAUAUAAGGCUGUGGGACGGCAGGGCCAGACCGGCGAAUUUGCCAUCAAGAAGUUCAAGCCGGACAAGGAGGGCGAGCAAAUACAAUACACUGGUAUCUCCCAGUCGGCCGUCCGAGAGAUGGCUCUCUGUUCUGAGCUGAAACACGACAAUGUUAUUCGGCUCAUCGAGAUCAUCCUGGAAGACAAGUGCAUAUUCAUGGUGUUCGAGUAUGCGGAGCACGACCUGCUGCAGAUCAUCCACCACCACACGCAGCAGCCGCGGCAUAGCGUCCCACCGCCGACCGUCAAGAGCAUAAUGUUCCAGCUGCUGAACGGCUGCCAGUACCUUCACAGUAACUGGGUCCUGCACCGGGAUCUGAAGCCGGCCAACAUCAUGGUCACGUCCGGCGGGCAGGUCAAGGUCGGAGAUCUGGGCCUGGCUCGUCUCUUCCAGAAGCCGCUCCAUUCCCUCUUCAGCGGCGAUAAGGUCGUCGUCACCAUAUGGUAUCGUGCGCCAGAGCUGCUCCUGGGGAGUCGGCAUUACACGCCCGCGAUUGACAUGUGGGCUGUGGGGUGCAUCUUCGCCGAGCUUCUGUCCCUGCGGCCAAUCUUCAAAGGGGAGGAGGCCAAGAUGGACAAGAAGACGGUACCCUUUCAGCGGAAUCAGAUGCAAAGGAUUGUCGACAUCAUGGGCCUACCAAACAAGGACCGUUGGCCCUAUCUCACCAGCAUGCCCGAGUACAACAAUCUGGCCACGCUGCAGGCGCCUUCGUUACACCAGGGGCAUCACCACCACGGAGGUCACGGCAAGUCGGCGGCGGCUUCGACAAGUCUUCUCGCGAAGUGGUACUACAGCACAAUCGGCGCGCACUCGUCGACAUCGUCACCCUCGUCAAACAACAGCCUCAGCGCCCUUGGCGCUGAGGGCUACAAACUCCUGUCAGGACUGCUCGAGUACGACCCGGAGAAGCGUCUAACGGCCGCGCAGGCGCUGCAGCACCCAUUUUUCAGCAGCAAUACCGGAGUUGGCGACAAGGUCAGCAACAACUGCUUCGAGGGGCUGAAGACUGCGUAUCCGCAGCGCCGCGUCAGCCAGGACGAUAAUGACAUACGCACCAGCAGCCUGCCCGGGACGAAACGGUCCGGGCUGCCGGAUGACAGCGUUGUGAGGCCGGUCAAGAGGGUCAAGGAAGCUUGA
Molecule: messenger RNA, 1377 nt
Organism: Anthostomella pinea
Lineage: Eukaryota; Fungi; Ascomycota; Sordariomycetes; Xylariales; Xylariaceae
Source: the annotation of a GenBank genome assembly